GAGUCCAGACGUUUUUUGUUGCGCAGGCGUUAAGUCCUUGAAAAACUAUACAGACCAGCAUGCAACAGGGUCAAUUUUCUCUUGGGCACUACAUUUCCCAGAAAUCACUUUGCACCGCAGUGUUUGCUGGGAUGGGAACCACGCUGUUCCCCUGUCUUCUUGGGACAAGUGAAGCGCGGACUUUUCAACAAGAGCUUUAUUAAUUCUUACGCUACGGAUUUGGCAGGCGAUGGAAGUGGCGGCUAAUUGCUCUUUGCGGGUGAAGAGGCCUCUGUUGGAUCCCCGUUUCGAGGGUUACAAGCUCUCCCUCGAACCACUGCCCUGUUACCAGCUGGAGCUUGACGCAGCUGUGGCAGAAGUAAAACUUCGAGAUGAUCAAUAUACACUGGAACACAUGAAUGCUUUUGGAAUGUAUAAUUACCUACACUGUGAUUCAUGGUAUCAAGACAGUGUCUACUAUAUUGAUAACCUGGGGAGAAUUAUGAAUUUAACAGUGAUGCUGGACACUGCCUUAGGAAAACCACGAGAAGUGUUUCGACUUCCUGCCGAUUUGACAGUGUGUGACAAUCGCCUUUGUGCAUCUAUUCACUUCACCUCUCUCACCUGGGUGACCUUAUCGGAUGGAACUGGAAGAUUGUAUCUGAUUGCAACAGGUGAACGUGGAAAUAAUGCUUCAGGAAAAUGGGAGAUUAUGUUUAAUGAAGAGCUUGGAAAUCCUUUUAUCAUAAUUCACAGUAUCUCAUUGCUAAAAGAUGAAGAACACUCAAUAGCUACUCUGCUUCUUCGAAUAGAAAAGGAGGAACUGAAUAUGAAAGGCAGUGGCUUCUAUGUUUCUUUGGAAUGGGUCACUAUCAGUAAGAGAAACAAAGAUCAUAAAAAAUAUGAAAUAACUAAGCGUGACAUUCUUCAUGGAAAUACAGUGCCACAUUAUGCUGCUUUUGAGCCUGAUGGGAAUGGCCUAAUGAUUGUUUCUUACAAGUGCUUCCAGUUUGUUCACACUGGUCAGGAUCGUGAAGAAAGUGAGGUUGAAAUGUCAGAGAAAGUCAAAGAACCUCUGUAUUACUGGCAACAGACUGAAGAGGAUUUGACAGUAAUGAUCCGGCUUCCAGAAGACACUACGAAGGAGGACAUUCAAGUACAGUUUUUGCCUGAUAACAUCAGCAUUGUGCUAAAUGGUCAGCUAUUUUUGGAAGGAAAGCUCUAUUCAUCUAUUGAUCGUGACAGUAGUACAUGGAUAAUUAAAGAAAAUAAUAGCUUGGAUAUUUCUUUGAUGAAGAAGAGUGAAGGCCUGACAUGGCCAGAGCUGAUAGUUGGAGAUAAACAAGGGGAAUUCAUAAGGGACUCAGCCCACUGUGCUGCAAUAGCUGAACGUUUGAUGCAUUUGACCUCUGAAGAACUGAAUCCAAAUCCGGACAAAGAAAAACCUCCCUGUAAUGCUCAAGAGUUAGAAGAAUGUGAUAUUUUCUUUGAAGAGAGUUCCAGUUUAUGCAGAUUUGAUGGUAGCACAUUAAAAACGACUCAUGUGGUGAAUCUUGGAAGUAAUCAGUACCUUUUUUCUGUCGUAGUGGAUCCUAAAGAAAUGCCCUGUUUCUGUUUACGGCAUGAUGUUGAUGCCCUUCUCUGGCAACCACACGCUAGCAAACAAGAUGAUAUGUGGGAGCACAUAGCAACUUUCAAUGCUCUAGGCUAUGUCCAAGCAUCAAAGAGAGACAAAAAGUUUUUUGCCUGUGCUCCAAAUUACUCCUAUGCAGCUCUUUGCGAGUGCCUCCGUCGAGUAUUCAUCUAUCGUCAGCCCACUCCCAUGACCACUGUACUUUACAACAGAAAGGAAGGCAGGCAAGUAGGGCAGGUUGCUAAGCAGCAAGUGGCAAGCCUAGAAACCAAUGAUCCUAUUUUAGGCUUUCAAGCAACAAACGAGAGAUUAUUUGUUCUCACCACCAAAAACCUCUUUUUAAUAAAGAUAAAUACAGAGAACUAAUUAUUCCACCAUGUUGACUUCUCUGUACUGAAAAUGUAUUCAAUAGUAGCUAGAGGGUUGGCCAUUUACACUGAAAUCUUUUUAGUUUCCAUGUAUUAAAUGAAAAUGUCUUGUAUAAUUUUUUUUUUUAUUUUUUAAAGGACAUUGGAAAUCUAUUCAAAAGAUUAUGAAUCUGUAAAAGCUGUAGUACACUGUGGAAUGAAGAUAAAAUUGGCUUCUGUAAAAAUGUAAAGAUAAUAUUAGCAACUAUAAUUAUUUUUUAGAAAACUAAAAAUUCAUCUUUUAUAUGAAACAUAUGUAAGUCAUUAUUUGAAAAAUAAAAAUAUUUAUUGU
Molecule: messenger RNA, 2311 nt
Organism: Chrysochloris asiatica (Cape golden mole)
Lineage: Eukaryota; Metazoa; Chordata; Mammalia; Afrosoricida; Chrysochloridae
Gene: NUDCD1
Product: NudC domain containing 1
Exons: 10
Coding region: 230-1978 (582 amino acids)
Source: RefSeq, a predicted model, not a curated record